This is a messenger RNA of Daphnia pulex (common water flea), 1071 nucleotides long. RefSeq names its product glyoxalase domain-containing protein 4-like. The transcript is spliced from 7 exons. Bases 48 to 938 code for a protein of 296 amino acids. Lineage: Eukaryota; Metazoa; Arthropoda; Branchiopoda; Diplostraca; Daphniidae. The record is from RefSeq and is a predicted model, not a curated record.
CGAAUCGUGACUCCAUACAUUCCGUUAACUGUCAGGCGCCAACUGAAAUGUCCGGAAGGCGAGCUCUUCAUUUUGUGUUCAAAGUUGGCAAUCGAACCCAAACAAUUAAAUUUUAUAAAGAUGUUUUGGGCAUGAAGAUAUUGCGGCAUGAGGAAUUUGAAGAAGGCUGUAAAGCAGCUUGCAAUGGACCAUAUGAUGGAAAAUGGAGCAAAACAAUGAUAGGAUAUGGACCUGAGGAUAACCAUUUUGUUUGUGAAUUAACUUACAACUAUGGACUUUCCUCUUACAAGUUAGGAAAUGAUUUUGUAGGACUCACCAUAAAAUCAAGCCAAGUCUUACAAAAUGCAGAAGCUCUUGGAUGGCCUAUCCAUGAUAAAGAUACUUUUCCUUAUCUAGAAGCACCAGGUGGUUACAAAUUUUACAUUGUGGAUGAACUUCAACCUACUGAUACAGAUCCUGUGCAGAAAGUAACUUUGGCUAUUUCUGAAAAGGACCAGUCUCUUACCUAUUGGUCAGAAUUGCUCAAAUUGAAACUGUAUGAGCAGAGUGAAAAACAAGCAUUGUUAGGCUAUGCUGAUGACCAAGCCAAGCUUGAAUUAAAAUUCAUUGGUGAGAAGGUUGAGCAUUGCAAAGCUUUUGGUCGGAUUGCUUUUUCAUGUCCAUCAUCUCAGCUGAAAUCAAUCGAGUCUGAAGUUAAAGCAGCCGAUGGAACUAUUCUAACUCCAUUUGUCAGCUUAGAUACCCCGGGAAAAGCAACUGUUCAAGUCGUCAUCUUGGCUGAUCCAGAUGGUCAUGAAAUUUGUUUUGUUGGAGAUGAAGGGUUUCGGGAAUUGUCUCGGAUGGAUCCUGCAGCCGACGGUCUGUUAAGCGAUGCAUUGGCGGCUGAUCACUCAGACGAGUGGUUUACAAAAAAAGGCCUGAGCAAAGCCGAAGCAUAAUUUGUAUCAUGAAUUUUUUUCCAACUUAAUCCAAGAAAAAUUAUUAGACAAGUUAUGGUUUAAUUUCAACACUUUACUCAUGUUAUAUUGCUUCCAAUAGUAAUCCGAAUAAACCAAGUUUAAUUCAUGAAAA